AUGUCGCUCUUGAGCAUCUCGUUCAAUGAUGUGUUCUUUCUCGAUCCCAUGCAGCUGGCAGACUGCUUAAAAGAUUUCCCAGAGUGCUGUGGGUUCGUAUACCAGUACGCAAAGACAAUGCAGAGUGAUCUCCAUAGCGGAGCGUUUGGUGCCAACGACGUGAUUCCCUUGGAGAGUGUACUCUCCCUCCGUGAAAGCACUGAUGCAUACAAAAUCUUGAACAUCUCCGAGCGGAAGACUCUGGAGAAGUUCGUAGUGCCUGCGUGUGACCAGGCAAAGGAGUCCUUCUCUCAGUGGUUGCAGAGGUUCUUGAACAAGACAGACCCCGAGAAUGUAGCAAGUCGGUACCACAUGCUGGCGGAGCUUUCGCGCUUCUUCCCAGAGCUCGAAAUGGAGAAUGGCAGCUAUUCGGCAUUCGUGGAUGAGCCUGCCAUUCAUCGAGCUCUAUCCUGCAUGGCCAGUGUUCUCUGGCUGGUCAAGGACAGUUUCGACGAGUUCAGCCGGCCGCAGAAGUCCGGGGAUAAGAUGCCCCUGGAGAUGUGGCAACGGCUUCAAGAGUUUGUCCGAUGGACCGGGGUGAGGUCUGAUGUGAGCAGCCUCUACGGGACCUUCGUGCUGAUUGUAGCCAGGGGGUUGUCGAAGUCGAAGCAGCUUCUGUGGCAGUUCCCCGAGAAGCAUCAGCAGCCGGAUGCCGCCGUCACCCACAUGCUGCGAGCCCGCCACAACGUUUUACCCAGUGCUGCUGAGCUGGACUUGGACAUGCGGACCGUGAUGUGCAAGGUGUCAUCCCUUCAUCAGGUCUUUGCCAUUGGCCAGUUCAUGCAAGGGGAGAACACACCCCUGAACAUCCGGAACUUGCAGGAGGAGCUGAAGAUCGAGUCGGAUCCUGCGGUUUUCAAGAUCUUCCUGCUUUCGGAGUUUGCCUCGCUACUCGGGAUCGGAGCAAGCUCCCGUACUUCCGGCUCAAGCUUCCUGAACAAGCGCACGGGUCGAACCGUCAUCAGCAGUUUGCACGCCCUCCAACAGCUGGAAUCACAGCCCUGUGUAUCCGUAUACUGGAACUACCUCUGUACCUGGGCUCGGACCCUGCAGCUGGCUUUGGACGAACCCGCGGACUUUGCCUUCGCUCGCCUGGCGUGCAUCUGUCGGAUGAACGAUCGGAAUCCGAGGCUGAAGCUCUUGUAUCUGAGCUGGGCGAACAUGAACCAAGCGGACAGGGCAGUCUUGACGGACUUCUUUCUGGCAGACGGUAUUCGAAAUCAUGCAUGCGUCUUCAGCUAUUUGCCAGCAUGCUUUGACAACGCUCAGAAAAAUCCGGCAGUGGGCUUUGCCACUUUUCUAGACCUUUUGGUCGAGCUUGUUGAGAUCAUUUGGAUGCAGAUGGAGUCGAAUGCCACACCGCGCCAGCCAGUCCUGAACCUCUUUGACCUUGCGGCCUUCACGGGCGUUGUUCGCUCACGGAGUGUGUUCUGCUCCUGUCUCGAGCACACUAAGAUCCUGCACAUGCCGAACGGCGACAUGCAGUUAACGAUGACCAGCAAGAACUGGUCCCGGACGGAAGAAGCCACAGACCAUCCGAUCAGCGUUCCCAGCUCUUUGCGGCAGUUGGUGCGGCGCCAGAACUUGCACUCCAGGAUUGUGAUCGAGGAGCCCGAGGAGCACCUUCCCUGGUGGGCAUUCCUGGUGAUUGGGUUAGCCAUGGCGCUGGCUUCGUCCGUCGCGCUCGUGCAGGCUAUGGAAGGCGCUCAGAAGUCCUGGCGCCGCAAGCAAAUGAACACCGGCAAAGCGUCGGAGCUCGACGAAGAUAUGGAGGACCCUCUGGAACCCCGCGAAGAUAUGGAGGUCCUUCUGCCUCCUCAGCCGAUGGCGUCAGCCCGGAGCCCGCUAGUUUUCAAUAGUCCCUCGCCAUCGAGUGCGGAGGCUUUCGCGCGUGCUGCCGGUAGCGUCUCGACUCCGAUUGCGCAGCCGGUGAUCCUGCCAAAGGCAGUUCCUAGCCCCAGCAAUUGGAGACCCAACGCGGGCCCGGUGGUGCAGGUCUUCUAUUCGACCUCGCCAGUGGCCUCCAGCUGA
Molecule: messenger RNA, 2070 nt
Organism: Symbiodinium necroappetens
Lineage: Eukaryota; Dinophyceae; Suessiales; Symbiodiniaceae
Source: the annotation of a GenBank genome assembly